This is a messenger RNA of Linum tenue, 1537 nucleotides long. NCBI's taxonomy places the organism in Eukaryota, Viridiplantae, Streptophyta, Magnoliopsida, Malpighiales, Linaceae. The record is from the annotation of a GenBank genome assembly.
UUGAGCAAAGAGACGACGACUGUCCGAGUCGACUCUGUUUCUUACCUUCUUGGACUGGAAAUUGAUAGAUUCGACAGCCGAGCAUCAGAUCAGAUUUUUAGCAAGAAAAAAGUUCGAGGGUGGCGUCGAGUGAACGCUAAAUCCGAAACAAAAGAGGCGAGGUCCACUGAGGACGGCUCUCGGGAAGAGCUGAAGGUUACUUUGCCCGCCGGAAUUUUGAGCAUCUGGAUUUCAUUCACCGUUGUCGGAAUCAAUGGUGCGGUUAUUCUUUUCCGUCUCUUUCUCUUGUCGUUCCUAAUUUCCGUCCCGUCAUUUAGCGAACUGGGAACUUUCAUGGCUGACCCGGAGCUGGAAGCGAUCAGGCAGAGAAGGAUGCAGGAGCUAAUGGCUCAACGUGGUGGUGGCGGCGGCGGGGCGGCAAGUCAACCGAACCCUGAACAGCAGAAUGCUCAAGAAGAUGCUAAGAGAGAGGCUGAGGAGCGUAGGCAGAUGAUGCUGAGCCAGAUAUUGUCUGCUCAAGCUCGGGAAAGGAUUGCAAGAAUUGCAUUGGUUAAGCCUGAAAAGGCUAGAGGUGUUGAAGAUGUUAUACUUCGAGCGGCUCAAAUGGGUCAGAUUGUUGAGAAGGUAUCAGAAGAGAGGCUGAUUUCACUGCUAGAACAGAUAAACACCCAAACAUCCAAACAAACCAAAGUCACAAUCCAGAGGCGUCGUAGUGUUCUGGACGAUGAUGACUGAAAUAUGAAGAUCUCUUUCUGGGAUGCAUCUAUACAGCGUGUUUCGGUGAGUUGCAGAUUCAUGAUCAAGGGGCUUUAUCUUGCAGAGUUGUGAGAUAAGUCAUAUCUGUAUUUUUACCAUGCAAGAAGCACACGUUAUCAAGUCUCCCCAUUUGAUCUAGAGAGUUGUCUCAGUAGUAAUGUAUGGCGUCGUUCCUAAUGGUAUUUGCAGCCACGUAAUUGAUGGCCAUUGGAUUAUGUUUCCUUAUCCGUGGAAUUAUACAUCUUUAUCAACCGUAUCUUUAUGGCAUCUUCUGGCGUCUUGUUCAUGUAUUUCCCUGCCUGAGUCUCCCUGACUAGGAAAUAGGAAUGGACAAGAAGUCAAGGUCAGUCCGUCCAAGAGAAAUGGCUUGAGGGUGCUUGUUUGUCCCAUACUGCUGUGCAGCAUAGUGAAUAAGCGUUCAUAGGAGCACCCCAGAUUUUACUGAGUGUAAAUAAUCCUUGUCCCUAAGUGUAAAAAAUCCAUUUCCAGCUCGAUGGAAAAGUAGUGUUAAUAAUCAGCUGAUCCCAAUAAUUCGAGUGGUUGGGUGAGGCAUAUACCAUGUACUAACAAGUAGAAGGUGGAGUAGCAUAGACAUAUGCUUCUGUCUGUCACGUUCAACAACUAAUUUGGACUGUCGGCAUGAACAACGAAGAUGUCGUGGGAUGUAUUGUUUGUUUUUUGGUUAUGGAUGGUCAUGUUCUCCUUAUGUUUCUUAUGAAAAGAGUACAUUCAACAGGUAAAUCCAUUGUUUGGACUUUGGACUAUGAAAAGAAGACAGGUA